AUGGCCACUGUUUUCCUUCAGUUCUGUACCACGUGCGAGAGACAGAUUAUGAUUCCAAGUGAUUCAUUUCUCUACUGCAGUGAAAGCUGUCGUCGAAAGGAUUCAACCAAACCCCCUGACACCUUUCAAAUGACAUCUGGAAGAAUGACUUCCUCUAAACUUUCUCCUCCUGCAUCCCCCUCAUCAUCCGUCGCGUCUAAAUCCAUUGGUGUUCCAAUGGCUCCCACGCAGCCAGCGUCAAAUUCCCCGUCUCCUCCAAUUCGAAUCCCCGUGGACAAUCAAAAAGGCACCGCCUCGGAACUGGACUCCGAGUGGAAACCAAAGAUUCCUCACCGAGCUACCAAUCCCUUAAUGUCCAGCGAAGCAUUCCGUUAUCUAUCCCUAUUUCAAAAGUCAGCACCGUCUAAUAUUGUCACGGACAAUGGCAGCAACACAAGCAACACCACCGACUUCAAAAUUGCAGACGAAAAUGGUACUUCUAACGAUAUCAUCAAUAAUGACGAUGGUACCAUCCAUCCCCGUCCCGUCCCCAUAGCCCACCAUAGCUCUGCCAGCGUCUCCACAACUAGCGGCCAAAGCACCAUCCAGGUACCGUCCCUAGCGCACUCACCAACAACAUCUGCUGCUUCAUCAUUGCUGGACAGCCCUACCGAGCCAGCUGCAUAUAUGGCUACCACUACUCAUCCCCCACCACAUCUGACAACACAUCAUCAACGACCUUCAUUCUCUCCCCGUCACAAUGUAGACAGCGGCAUGAACACCUCACGGAAUUUCGAUCUCGUCAUGCCGUACAUUAUUGCAGAUCCAAAUGAUGAUGCUUUCUCCACGACAACUGCUGAAAAUGAGAAAAAGACAGUGACGGUGGGUAGUGGUGAUGGUAGUUAUCUUCUUCGCCAGGAAAAUAUAGGGCACGGGAAGGUUGUUGAGCAUUCUGCUUCUAUCUGUGCAACCCGAGACUCUGGCCGUGAUCAUGGUCAGCGUAAAUUAGAUUGCGAGGAUUGA
Histoplasma capsulatum G186AR is the source of this 1002-nucleotide messenger RNA. RefSeq lists its product as uncharacterized. The record is from RefSeq and is a predicted model, not a curated record. The transcript has 3 exons. Bases 1 to 1002 code for a protein of 333 amino acids. Lineage: Eukaryota; Fungi; Ascomycota; Eurotiomycetes; Onygenales; Ajellomycetaceae.